Molecule: messenger RNA, 1924 nt
Organism: Dermatophagoides pteronyssinus (European house dust mite)
Lineage: Eukaryota; Metazoa; Arthropoda; Arachnida; Sarcoptiformes; Pyroglyphidae
Gene: asun
Product: integrator complex subunit 13 asun
Biological process (GO): regulation of mitotic cell cycle; centrosome localization
Cellular component (GO): integrator complex
Source: RefSeq, a predicted model, not a curated record
UUGAUGAUAUGUUGACCUGCAUGAGCUAAACAUGUUGAAAUAGCCGAUUUUUCGGUGUGGAACAAAAUCGAACCCAAAAUUCUUGAUUUUAUCAAAAAAUUCUUUGAUUCGAAUGAUGGACAACAACGACGAACAACAAGAAUAUUCAUCGAAAACAAUUUUCAUUUUGGAUUGUUCACAAGAAUAUUCUAGCGUUGAUUCCGGACAAAAACAUGAUAUUGGUGGAUCAAGAUUUCGUUCAACAUUAUCAUCAACAAUUAUAUCCAAAUCAUUGUAUACAUGUUCAGUUGAAGCAAUAUUUGAAUAUAGUCGUAUUGUUUGGGAUUUAUUUCCUAACCGAGAAAAACUAUUGUUUUUUAUUGCCACAUCACCAAAAUCAAUUUAUCAAUUGAAUAAUGAAUGUGAACAAAAUUGUGAAUAUAUUUUUAAUUCAUUUAUUGAAUUUACUAAAAAUUCAUUUGAUGGAAAAAUUUCAUCGAAACAAAAUAAAUUGAAAUAUUUGUUGGAUGGUUUUCGACAAGCAUUACAACGUUUGGCAUCAACAGAAUCAUCAUCAAGUUCAAAAUGUCAAUCAAAAAUCAAUGCAGGAAGAAUAAUUUUCCUAACAUUCGAUAAUGAAGAUCAGAAUUUUUUUAAAAAUUUUCAAAAAGAAAUUUCCAAACAAUUCUUGGAUUUUCAACGAAAAACUACCAAUCGAUUCGGAUUGGAUGUGAUUGUUAUCAAUACUUUUCCAUUGGAAAUGGAAAAUCUAUUGAUUCAUAAAGAUGAUAUACGUGAUGGAAAUCUUACGGAUUUAUUAAAAUUUUCAUUCUAUUUGGUUGCAUCGUCAACAAUUUUGGCAGCAAGAUUAACCUGUAUGGCAUUUGAACAUUUCAACCUUGCUUCAACAACCGUAUGUAAUAUACCGAUGAAAGAAGAACAAAAUUCUGGAUCAUCAGCCAAUUAUGAUGUUGAAAUAAUUCAUUCUCGUCAAGCACAUAGUCAAUUUUUUAAUUAUCAAAUUAUUGACUGUGACAAUAAUGAAAAUGAAGAUAAUUCAUCCUCAUUAUCAUCAAAAUAUCAAUAUGUUGAACGUGAUAAACAAAAAUAUCAAACAUUACGAUUGAAAUGGGGUACAUCACCGAAAACAUUUGAAUAUUCAAAUUGUAUUGGAGCAUAUCGUUUAACAGCAAUCGAUGUUAGUAGUCGUCCAUCAUCAUGUUUAAUUACAUUUUUGUUAUCGGGUAAAACUGUUUAUUUAGAAAUGCCACCAAAUCGUUCAGUUACACAUAUGCUUCGUUGUCAUAAUGGUGAAUUAUUUAUUCAUGUUUUAGCUGCUAAUAACAACAGUAACAACCACAAGCCAUUGAUUGAAGAUGCACCAUCAAUUAGCGAAGGUGUUGGUGGUCGUAUCACUGAUUAUCGUUUAAAUGAUUUUGCUGAAUUAAUGAAAAAAAAUCAUCUUCAAUUGAAAUUUGCAAAUGAAGUGAAUAACGUUGAUGAAGAUAACCUGGAACAAGCAUAUCAAAUUCUACGAAAACAAACAAAAUAUUGGCCAAUAUCAAUCGGAUUGACAGUAUUUUUUGCCAUUCGUGAUCAAUUUUAUUCAUUAAUAACAAAACAAGAACUUUGUGAAAAAGAUCUGAUACAAUUACGUGAUAUUAUGUAUAGACAUUUACAUGAUGAAAAAACUAAUGUAGCAUUGCCGAUACAAAGUAAUAUUAUUCGUUGUAAAGGAUUGAAAAAAGAAGAUUUAUAUCGUAUUUAUUGGUCGGAAUUGGAACAAAUUAUACGUUCAAAUCAAUUAUCCAUACAACAUAAAACAAUUUUACAAUGUUUUUUAGAUAUAAAACCAUUGAAUAAUGAUAAUAAUGGAAUGAUAAUGUACCAAUCUCAAGAUGAUAAUAACCCUUUGAUUCCUGAAAAUAAUCAAUCAAUCAAAAUG